Messenger RNA from Scylla paramamosain (green mud crab), 5623 nucleotides. RefSeq lists its product as uncharacterized. The record is from RefSeq and is a predicted model, not a curated record. Gene Ontology annotation, molecular function: protein binding. The transcript is spliced from 6 exons. Lineage: Eukaryota; Metazoa; Arthropoda; Malacostraca; Decapoda; Portunidae. The coding region runs from base 1016 to 2914 and encodes 632 amino acids.
AUUGUGUAAUACAAUACCAAAAGCUUCCUGGACUUCUAUAGAAUAAAUACCACAGGCUUUGCUGUAUGAACUAGCAUCACUAGGUAGCGCGACACUUGUGUUUAAUACUCCUUGGUAUAAAUCCAUACUACUGAUUAUUCACUUCCCAGUGCCCACAUACACACGUCUGAAAUAUACAAUUUGAGUUAUACAGAGAAAACAUAUAAAACAGAUUUGGCGAUUUGCUUCCGCAUAUUCCAUGACCUCUAGUUGAUAUCCUCAGUCACCAGAGCAGUCGGCACUAUGAACCUCAAAUUUGAGAUUCAAGAACAAUACACAGUUCGCAUUCAUCUUUUGUCGAGUAUUCCACACAAGUUAACUUAUUAUCCCCACGGUGUUGCUGAGGCAGCCAUAUUGAUGUUCCUCAGUUUAAAUUUUUCAGUCGGAAAAUACAAUCAGCCAGUCACUAUAUCCAGUAAGCCUGACUGGAGUAUGUUUGUUACCUUAGUGUCUGUCUAUCUUUCCGAGAUCAACUUGACUGGAUGCUGGUUGGAGAGGCCCUGCUAGGUAAGAUGGUCAGGUAAGAUAACCAGACUGAAACAUUUUCCAUCUGAAGUUGUUCAUGGCUUCCACAAAAACACAUGCAUUUUUGUUUCUUGCCACGAAAAAAAAAAAGUAGUAUAUAGUCGGCGUCUACUGAAAAGUGGCUCAUGUGCGGCGAGCCUAAAUGUACAUUUUUUAAGAAGAAAACUAAUCAUCGUCUUUUAUAAUAUAAUUACGCUGUUUGCUAGAGUAUGUGGUCAGAGUUUAAUUAGAAUGUGAGUAUUACCUUGAUUACCGAAUAAAAUGUAUGUGAUAUCGCAAAGCGAGACAGUCCCAACUAAGCUUCCUUGAUCCCAACUUACCAGUACAGAAUACGAGACGGUCUACACUUCACGACGUGCCCUCGGCGGGCUGAAAGGAGGAUGUACUGCGCCACAGUUUAAAAUACCUUAUUUAUACAACAAUCCACCACAAGACAUCUUCAUAAGUGGAAAUGUGGCGCGUAAUUCAUUCCAUCAGCAGAGGCUUACGGAAUGUUCGUCCCAGUCAGUGCUGCCCCCAAGACUGCUCUGAGGAAGGCCCCUGCAGACAUCACAACCACCACUACCAUUACAAUGAAGCUUCAAAAGCAAAAGCAGCAACAAUCAGAAAUUAUUCUGCUGCUUCAUGCAGAAUUUUCUUAACAGUAAAAAAAUAUGACAACUGUCUGAGAGUUGUUGAGGGACUCCACACAGGAUCAUGUGACAAUGGGAGUCCAGGUACUGAAAGCAAAAGCAGUGCAAGCUAUCACCCAAGAUGUCCUCCAUGGCACUGGGAAAUUCUUCAAGAAAAUAAUGAACUUGAGGAAUAUUGCUCAGAAAAAGAACAAAAUAAAGAAAAAGAAAGCAGAAGAGACUCUGAAAAGACAUGUCACUUUGAAGAAUGGAAAGAAGUCUUGCAGUCAUCUCCCACCCUUCAUGCAUUAGGAUGGGGUUCAGCUGCUGCCCUCACCUGGUCUUUGUAUCAUGACUGGAAUGAGCAUCAUCCUUGUCCAUACCGAAAAAAGAAUGAACAACAGCAAGCAUCUCUUUGGGACAGUGGAAAGCUUAAUUCAGUUUCCAAGGAUAUUAAAAAUGAAGAUAAAAACAUUGAAGAGGCCGAGAAUUACCACAAACCCUUCAAAGAUAUUUUUGUUUUUGAAAGUAACAUUAAAGUUUCUUCAGAAUUUAAUGCUGAAGAUUACUGCAAAGAGUAUUCAGGAGAGAGAUAUAAAGUUCCAAACUUAAAAUAUAAUUUUAAAAGUACAAAUACUCAUAAACUGAAUAUGAUGCCACAUGAAUGCUCAGCUCAGGAAACAGUUAUACCCAUAUAUUCCUUACAACAAAAGUUUCUUGAUAUGGCUAGAAAGGUUUUCAAGAAUCAAGGAAAUAAUUAUGUAAAAGAAAAACACAAGGUGGAAGAAAUUUAUACAGGUGAGAAAUUUCAUGACACAAUUAAGUCACCAUUUUCCCUUGAAGACAAAUGGUUUAAUGCACCAGAGAAGUCAGAUUCAGGAUGCAUAUCUGAUUCAGAUCAAACCUUGCAGUCACAAACCUGUGGUGCUCAGCCAGAAAUCCUGCAGAAUCAUUACAACCAGAAUGUGAAAAAUAAUACCAAGCUAGUCUCAGAUAUUUGCCCAGAAAGACUUGUAACUGAAACUUCUGAGACUGUGCUGUCAACUGAAGAGAAGGAUGUGAGUGAAUACUAUCAGUCUACAGCACAGAAUGAGCCUGUUAACAACUUUGAUGAUGAAAUAAAGAUGCUCCAAGACAGGUUGCUUAAGAUUGUGAAAGCACACCAUGAUGAACAACUGUCAGAUAUGCUGAAGAAUGAAAAUACCUUACUUAACACCAAGCCUGAGGAGAUGAUUAUCUAUUUCCAAGCUGGGGUGUUACUGGGUGAUUCCACAUCAGCCUUCAACUUGGCCCUCUGUUAUCACAUGGGAUACGGCACCACACAGGAUUUGGAAAAAGCACGUAAAUUAUAUGAAGUAGCUUCUGCAGCAGGACAUGGAUGGGCCACCUACAAUCUAGCAGUGAUGCUGAAUCAGGGUCUUGGGGGUCCUUUUCUCCCUCAAAAAGCUUGCAAUUUGCUCUUGCAAGCUGCAAAGAUGGGUGUCAAAGAGGCUGAGGAAGCUCUUUCGGCAGUGGAAGAAGAGGAAGACCCUCAGCAGUCAGUUUCUCAAGAAGGAGAUGAGCCCAGUCUGCGGCAGUGUUACUCGGAGCCUUGCCUGCUCUCAGCCCUUAAUAAGGAGUGGCCUCUUUCAUACUCGACAGGUGACCUACACUCCCUGCUGGAUGAAGAUGACUGGACUGCUGGUGACACUUCCACUAUUGCAAAUGUUUUUCAAAUAACCCAGCAAUGUCAUGUUUGAGGUUUAUUAUAUAUCAUAAUUACUUAAUAAUUCAUAGGUAUUUGAUACCAUUUGUUAAUCUGAGACUGGGAAUUAAAAUAUACAUUCCCACCUCCUGCCUAUCAUGAAAUUGUAUUAAAUGGAAAAUGACAGAAGGCCAAGAAAGCCUUCCCAGGAACUGUUUACUCUUCAUGAAAUAAUAUCUUUCUUUUUAUCUUUUAUCUGCAUAUUCAUGAUGCAUACAGUGCACAUAAAAAGUGAUGGCACAAGAUCUAGCAAAAAAAAAGAGAAAAUUAAAAUAAGUAACCUUAAACAAAAAUGUUACAAGACAGUAAAUUUUGUUUUGUUAUACCAUAACACUUCUCCAUUGCUGAAUCUUUAGUGUACAUUUGCUGAACAAUGCCUCUGAAAAAUGAGUCAUGGUAACCCAUGGUUUAGGCACUACAUGAUAGAAGAAGGGUAUUUGGAAAGGAUUCUAGUAAUUUUUGUCAGUUUAAUUCUGGAAAUUAUCUUGAAUAGUUUGGUUCAUAGGAGGAUGGAAAAGCAGAGUGCCUGGAAUUGUGUCUCAUAAGAGGAAGCUCAUUUAAGCAUGUAAAAUCAUAACACUUUUAUUCUCAAAAUAUCAGUCUAUUUUUGUAUGUUCUUUAAUGUCAGAGUUGCUGUACAUAAUAAUGCCAAGUAUUUGCAGUUUGUCCUGCAUUUAUUAUAUACCCAACAUUUUACCCCUUCUUGCUCUUCUCAGAUAUCCUAAUUUCUUUCAUCUUUCAACUCUUAAGAUGCCAUAUAUAUAUAUAUAUAUAUAUAUAUAUAUAUAUAUAUAUAUAUAUAUAUAUAUAUAUAUAUAUAUAUAUAUAUAUAUAUAUAUAUAUAUAUAUUAAGACAAGUUGUAUUAUAAUAAGAACAUAUAAUAUAUGUGUACUAUGUAUGUCCAGUGGCAUUGUACAUGAGUACUGAAAUUUUCAAAGGAAAGAUGUAAUAGGUGUGCACUCAUCAAAGCAUAUCUAAAUUAUAAAUUUCAUUUUUAUUCUAGUCAUGUUUAUAGCGGUGUUAGGCAAUGAGUGAUAGAUGCUGUGUCCUUAGAGGAUGAAACAAAAUAAGACAAGAAAUACUCACAUAUUCUUCUCAAGAUUAACAGUAAUUAUAAUGUUAUCAUUAUGUAUUGAUUAAAGUGUCUUCCAAAAGUAGAUCACCCUGUAGGAAAAACAAAAAUUUUGAAAUUUUCACUUAAGAUCAAUUAAACUGUUGAAAUCCAUAUGGUGCCCAGCAGUAUGGUUUAUCUUCAAAGCAAAUGAACUGUGUUGUAGUACUACUUAGUUUGCUGCAGACAAGAAGAAAAAGAAGAAAAAAAUUACUAGUAACCUUCACUCAGAGCAGCAAGCCAUUAGUAAUUUACAAAUCAGAAGUUAUACAGUACCUAUUGACAUACCAUGUUUGUUAUUACAAACAAGGUAUACUGAUAGAUAUACAAGUAGAUAUACAAGUAAAAAGUAAGAUAUUGUUAUGUAUGGAAAUUUUGAUUGUAUGGGAAUAGUAAUGGAUGUCCUGUGAUGGGUGAAAUAGUAUGAUAAAAUUUCUAAUAUGCUAAGAUCUUAGGUACUUGAAAGUCUGAAGAACUGAAGUUACUAAGAAUUGUACUUUAUAUAUAUAUAUAUAUAUAUAUAUAUAUAUAUAUAUAUAUAUAUAUAUAUAUAUAUAUAUAUAUAUAUAUAUAUAUAUAUAUUUAUAAAUACAUAAAUACAGGGUUUACGAUAUCCUUGACCUACAGCAUUUCAUGGUUACAUCGCCAUCUCCCAUAAAUUUACAAAUACGUCAUCACGCAGUACUGUUUGAGGAUGACAGCUUUGUUUACAUUCACUGGUUGUAUGCCAUAUUGGAUUGUGCUACUUUCACUUUCUUUAAUUUUUAUUGUCUUUUUGGGAACUUUUUACCCUUCAUUAUUGCUCCCAGGCUUGAGUCAGACUCUUCUGAUGGCAGUGCUUUGAAGAAAAGGAAAGCCAUCUCCAUGGAAGUUAAAUUAGAUAUAAUAAAAUGCUCGGAAAAGGGCGAAACAUCAACAAACAUCAACAAACAGUUGUUUGGCCUAAGUAGCACAACUGUCUUGACAAUCAUCAGUGAUAAAAAGCUGGAACAUGUGAAUGGAUCUGCUCCUAUGAAAUCGUCUGUGAUUACAAAACAUUAUAGUGGUCUCAUUGAUGAGAUAUGAAAAUUAUUAGUGCUUUGGCUGAAAGACCAGCAUCAACAGCAUAUCUCAGUAAGCUUUAUGUUGAUUCAGGAGAAGGCUAAAAGAGUGUUUGAGACCAUUUGAGAGCGUAGAUGAGUGACAUAGGUUUUUAUGAGUUCUGACACGGUGAAAAUUGCAUUACGUCGUGCUGUAGUAACAGAACUAUGGCAUAAGUCGAGGAUCCCUUGUAUAUACUAGCAAAAUUACCCAGGUGAAAUUUGGCUCUCCAUAGCAUGAUUUAUCACCCUAAGUCAGUUGUUUGUUUGGCAAAGCUAUUAACCAAAGUUUACUUUAUAAUGAACCUAAAAUAUACAUCCAUUUACUGCUGUACAUGUCCUCUGUUGGUAGCCAUUAAGAACUAUUUAAUGCUGUACAUGUCCUCUGUUGGUAGCCAUUAAGAAUGUUUCCCCUGACUGAAUUUUUGAGGACAUACAAUUUAUCGAUUUCUUUUGGAACCUGUUAUCUCAGCAUUUUCAAGAACAACAAAAGUGAAUAUUUUCCCCUCUGAU